GACCUUUCUGUUGAGUACAAACUUUAAAAGAAGCUCGCGAGGGUGAGAGAGAGAGAGAGGCUGAUGCUAAGCUAAGCUAACGCAGGCUCUGCAGCUGCUCGGGAGAGGUGUGGGAUUUAACCGCGGUACAGCUGCUCGGGAGAGGCGUGGAGUAGGUUUUGUGACCACACAGACUUUCAUACGGAGUUGGACGAAACGGACCAUCAUGGGAGACGACAGCGAAUGGAUGAAGCUUCCUACAGACCAGAAAUGUGAGCAUAAGGUUUGGAAAGCGAGGUUAAGCGGCUACACCGAGGCUCUGCAGCACUUCCAGAGGAUUCCAGAUGAGAAGAGUCCAGAGUGGAGCAAAUACCAAGGACUGAUCAAGAGAUUUGUGACCGAUUCGAAUGCAGUGGCACAACUUAAAGGACUAGAGGCAGCUCUGGUUUAUGUUGAAAAAGCACAUGUAGCAUCGAGAACGGUUGGUGAGGUGGUGUCCGGAGUGGUGUGUAAAGUCUUUAACCAGCCGAAAGCACGUGCUAAAGAGCUCGGCUCUGAUAUCUGCCUGAUGUACGUGGAGAUUGAGAAAGGAGACCCGGUUCAGGAAGAACUUCUCAAAGGCCUCGACAAUAAGAACCCGAAAAUCGCGCUGGCCUGUGUGGAGGUGUUGAGACGGGCGCUGAGUGAAUUUGGAGCAAAGAUCAUCACCUUGAAGCCGGUAGUGAAGGUGCUGCCAAAGCUCUUUGAGUCCCGGGAGAAGGCAAUUCGGGACGAGGCCAAACUGCUCGCCGUCGAGGUUUACAGAUGGAUCCGUGAUGCGCUGCGUCCUCCGCUUCAGAAUAUUAACUCCGUCCUGCUGAAAGAGCUGGAGGACGAGUGGGCGAAGGCAUCAGCACCUCGACAGAGUCGCUUCCUGCGAUCACAGCAGGACCUUCGAGUCAAGUUUGAGCAGCAGCAGGACAACGGAGACGAGGAAGGAGACGGCGACGUAGAGGAAGCCGUUCCUGCCGUCGACACUUAUGAGCUUCUGGAAGCAGUGGAAAUCCUCUCGAAGUUACCUAAAGACUUCUUUGAGAAGAUCGAGGCGAAGAAAUGGCAGGAGAGGAAGGAGGUGCUGGAAGCUCUGGAAGCUUUAACCAAAAACCCAAAACUAGAGGCUGGGGAUUAUGGAGAUCUCAUCAAAGCACUGAACAAGGUCAUCGGAAAGGAUUCGAACGUCAUGCUGGUGACGCUCGCCGCUAAAUGUGUAGCUGGACUUGCUGCUGGUCUCCGGAAAAAAUUUGGCACCUAUGCUGGUCAUUUGGUGCCAACCAUUUUGGAGAAGUUCAAAGAGAAGAAGGCUCAGGUGGUUCAGGCGCUGCAAGAAGCAUUAGAUGCAGUGUUUCUUUCUACAACGCUUGAAAAAGUAAGCGAGGACGUGUUGGCUGUGAUGGACAACAAAAAUCCAUCCAUCAAGCAGCAGGCUUCUCUGUUCCUUGCCAGAAGUUUCCGCCAUUGUUCUCCCACUACGCUGCCGAAAAACCUUCUCAAACCGUUCUGUGUUGCUCUGCUGAAGCAAGUGAACGAUUCUGCUCCUGAGGUUCGAGACGCAGCUUUUGAAGCUUUGGGCACGGCGCUCAGGGUGGUGGGUGAGAGGGCCGUUAACCCUUUCCUGACCGAUGUGGAUAAACUAAAAGUUGACAAGAUUAAGGAGUUUGCUGAGAGAGUGGAGCUGCCUGGAGGAAAGAGAACUGCAGGCCAGGUGAAGGAGAAAAGUGCUCCGAAAGCCCAGCCCGCAACAGCAGCUCCAGCGAAAACCUCUGCUCCUGCCAAGAAAACGCCUGCAGCCACUGCUGCAAAGCCAUCUGCCUCCAACAAGAAGAGCAAACCCUCUGCUCCUGCCAAAGCUAAGAAACUCGAGACCAAGGACAUGACUGAAGCUGAGCUCUCGCCUGAGGUGUGUGAAGAGAGAGCUGCUGCUGUUCUGCCAGCGUCCUGCAUCCAGAUGUUGGAGAGUGCAAACUGGAAGGAAAGGCUGGCUGCCAUGGAGGAGUUUCUUAAGGCCAUAGAUCUCCUGGACAGUAAAGAGAUGCCCUGCCAGGCUCUUGUCCGGAUGCUGGCGAAGAAACCUGGCUGGAAAGAGACAAACUUCCAGGUGAUGCAGCUGAAGCUGCAGGUCGUGUCUGCCGUGGCUCAGAGAGGCUCGUUUUUCUCCAGAACGUCAGCCCUGUUUGUGCUGGACGCUGUGGUGGAUAAAGCUGGAGAUGUGAAGUGUGGUGUGAGGGCUCGGGAGGCUCUGACGGCCAUCGCUGAAGCCUGCACUCUUCCGUGGACUGCAGAACAGGUUCUGUCCCUGGCCUUUGGUCAGAAGAACCCUAAGAACCAGGCUGAAGCUCUGAACUGGCUUUGUGGUGCUAUAAAGGAGUUUGGGUUCACAGGAAUAAACGUAAAGGCGUGUAUUAAUAACGUAAAGACUGCCUUGGCUGCAACCAGUCCAGCUGUGAGAACUGCUGCCGUGUCUCUCCUGGCUGUGAUGUACCUGUACAUGGGCGCUCCUCUGCGUGUGUUUUUCGAGGAUGAGAAAGCUGCGCUGCUUUCACAAAUAGACGCGGAGUUCGAGAAGAUGAAGGGCCAAAUGCCGCCGCCUCCGAUAAGAGGUUUAUCAAAAACGUCUGGGGUAGGAGAGGAGGAAGGUGAUGAUGAGGAAGAAAAUGACAGAGGUGCAGAUGUUGUGGAUCUUCUACCUCGGACAGACAUCAGCGACAAAAUCACCUCCAACAUGGUGUCGAAAAUUGCUGACAAGAACUGGAAGAUUAGGAAAGAAGGACUGGAGGAAGUUACUGCUGUAAUUUCUGAGGCUAAAUUCCUCAAACCCAACAUUGGGGAACUUCCUGUGGCGCUAAAGGCUCGCCUUACAGACUCCAAUAAAAUACUGGUCCAGCAGACUCUCUCCAUCCUCCAACAGAUGGCCACAGCAAUGGGUCCUGCCCUCAAGCAGCAUGUGAGAGGUCUCGGCUUCCCGAUCAUCUCCGUACUCGCUGACAGCAAGAAUGCUGUGCGUGCAGCAGGUUUGGCUACACUGAACGCAUGGGUGGCUCAGACCGGGAUGAAGGAGUGGUUGGAGGGAGAGGACUUGGCUGAGGAGCUGAAGAAGGAAAAUCCAUUCCUGAGACAAGAGCUGUUGGGUUGGCUAGCUGAGAAAUUACCCACCUUGCGCUCUGUUCCCUCGGAUUUCGCACUGUGUGUUCCUCAUCUCUACUCCUGCUUGGAGGAUCGUAACGCAGAUGUGAGGAAGAAAGCCCAGGAAGCACUUCCAGUGUUUAUGAUGCACCUGGGUUAUGACAAGAUGAACAAAGCUGCUGCGAAGCUGAAGCCUGCAUCUAAAGAUCAGGUGGUUGGCUUGCUGGAAAAAGCUCGAACUGCCAUCCCUGCUAAACCUGCAGCUCCGAGUAAAGCAGCACCUGCUGCUGCCAGCAGUGUAAAACCUGCUGCUGCAGCUCCACCAGCUCCAGACAAAACUGUUCCAGUGAGCGAACCACCACCACCAGCAGCAGCAGAAUCCAAAAAGACCAAACCAGCAGCUGCACCUAAAACAAAGACUGUUAUGAAGAAAGCUCCUGGCAAAGUUGAAGAGCAGAAUGGUCCCAUCUUCAUCCUUGUUCCCAACGGGAAAGAGCAACGGAUGAAGGAGGAGAAAAGUCAAAAGGUGUUGAAGUGGAACUUUUUAACACCACGUGAGGAGUUUGUUGACCAGCUGAAGAAUCAGAUGGCAGUCUGUGUAGCCAAAUGGCUGAUGGAAGACCUCUUUCACAUGGACUUCCAAAAACACAUUAAGGCAAUCAACACCAUGAUGGAGCACCUGGAGAUGGGGUCUGAGGCCACAGUCAGCUGUUUAGAUCUGAUCCUGAAGUGGUUCACCCUGCGCUUCUUUGAUACGAACACUAGUGUGCUGAUGAAGGCUCUGGAGUAUCUCAAGCUCCUGUUUGUCACACUCUGUAACCAGGACUACCAUCUCACGGAGCACGAAGCCACACUGUUCAUCCCUUACUUCAUCCUGAAGAUGGGUGAGCCGAAAGAUGUCGUGCGUAAAGAUGUGCGCCACAUCUUUAGCCUUUUGCGCAAAGUUUACCCAGCGAGCAGAAUCUUCCCCUUCCUCAUGGAUGGAACAAAGUCCAAAAACUCCAAACAGAGAGCUGAGUGUCUGGAGGAGCUCUGCUGUCUUGUUAGACUGUGUGGAAUGUCGGUCUUGCAGCAGACGGCAGCAAAAUCCUUGCGUGAAAUUGCUGUUCACAUCGGUGAUCGAGACACGGCUGUUCGUAACGCUGCUUUAAACACAGUAGUGGCAGCUUAUAACGUCUGUGGAGAACAAGUGUACAAACUCAUUGGCCAGCUGUCAGAAAAGGACAUGAGCAUGUUGGAAGAGAGGAUCAAGCGUUCUGUGAAGAAACCCUCAGCUCUCGCUGCUCCUAUUAAACUUCAGCCAGAGGAGAGAACUUCUGGAGCAGCUAAUGCGAACCUGCAACGCAAACCAACCUCUGAAACCACAGCAGCACUUCCUAAGCUGAGUGAGAAUGCAGCAGUUCAGCAGCAGAGCCCUGUGGUGCCACGCCAGUUUCAGCUCGACCCAAAUUUCAUUGUGGAUCUCCCCAAAGCCAUCAUGCCAGAACUUCUGGUGCUGGAGACGACCGACUCGCCUCUGGAUGUACCGGAGUUCAAGUACAAGUUCUCUGCCUUCAGCAGUCUUGAAGAAUCUGCAGCCAGCAUUAGUUUGGUGAUUUCGCAGGUUGCCAGCUCUGACAUGGAAACCAGCAUGCAGGGUCUGGCUAAGAUAAUGGAGAUUUUGCAUAAGGAGAGCGAAUGGAAGUUGAUGUCUGGUCACGUGGAGGAGUUCAUCGUGGCAGCACUGCUGCAACUCGGCUUACAGGCCAGCAGGCGCAUGGGGAAUGGAGGAGCGCAGCACGCAGAGAAACUCUACGCCUCUGUUAUCAGCUCGCUGAACUCGCUGGUUCUGGCAGGGAAACUGUCUCAUGAAGCCUCUCCAGGUGUGUUGAAGAAUCUGGUUCAGACUCUGCUCUCUAUUGCGCUGGAUCCUCGGCAUCAGCAGAGCGCCGGAGAAUCUCAGCUCAUCCGCUCUGUUCAUAUCCUGCUCACAACUUUAUUCAAGACUGCUGAUCCCACCAGCACACUCAGUGCUUUGCUGAUGCUGUUACAGGAGGCCAUCAACUCCACUGCAUCUGUGGAGUUUUCUGAAAUGGUCAUGAAGUGUCACUGGCGUAUGAUAAAGCUGCUUCCAGAGAAGAUCGAGUCGGUCUACCUGGACAGAGUUCUUCUGGACAUCCAUAACUUCAUGAAGGCUUUUCCCAAGGAGUGGCUGAAACAGAAACCCAAUGAUAUGGCUCACCGCACCGUCAAAACACUGCUGCACACGCUGUACAGGCUUGUCGGCCCCAAGAUUAUGAAUCAUCUGAGUCUGAUUGAGAGCAGCAGCGAGUCAGAAGUUGAAGCUCAUCUGAAGAGAGCGAUGAAGCACUCCGUCUCCGCACCAUCUCAGACUUCACAGAACCCAGAAAAUGCUACUAAAAUGAAGGUCCAGGCUUCUGCAGAUGCUGAGAGAGGUGUGAAACCAGCAGCAGGAUCGUGUCCCCGUGCUGAACCUCUGAACAUCGCUCACUUUCAGGAGAAACUGCGGGCUCUGAAACAGAUCCAUGGGUUUCACAGCAACAUGGAGGUGAAGGAGGACAAGUCCAGCCUCCCUGUAGUGAGCGUUAACCCAGCUGUCCCCUCUUCAAUGGACAUGCUGCGCUCUCAGAUGGCUAAACUGCGCGAGUCUCGGGAACAGCAGGGCAGUGAGAACGUCAGGCCUCGCAGUCCUCCUCGGGAUAUUAACGAAUUGCGAGCAAGACUGGAGAAGAUUAAAGCCAACCUGCGUUGAUGCGCGUCUGAACAUUUCCUGUGUUUGUCUGAAGGCUGUGUCUUCUGCAGCCAGCCGUCUUGCACGUCGCUGUAUUUACGUAUGUGUGUUCCUGUACAGAUUUGAACUUGCCUUGUUAGAUUUUUCAGUAAUGGCUUCUAUAUCAGUGUUUGAUGCUUUUACUUGUGCCUUUUCAUGAUUAAAAAUUUUUCAAGAUUUU
This is a messenger RNA of Neoarius graeffei (lesser salmon catfish), 6089 nucleotides long. Its product is annotated as cytoskeleton-associated protein 5-like. Gene Ontology annotation, cellular component: microtubule plus-end; spindle pole; centrosome. NCBI's taxonomy places the organism in Eukaryota, Metazoa, Chordata, Actinopteri, Siluriformes, Ariidae. Bases 206 to 5890 code for a protein of 1894 amino acids. Gene Ontology annotation, molecular function: microtubule plus end polymerase activity; microtubule plus-end binding. Gene Ontology annotation, biological process: establishment or maintenance of microtubule cytoskeleton polarity; microtubule polymerization; mitotic spindle organization. The transcript is spliced from 43 exons. The record is from RefSeq and is a predicted model, not a curated record.